AUGGCAGGGACGUCUAAAGAAGAUGACAAGUUCAUGGAGAUGGUAUCUCAAUCAGUAAAGUUAACAGAUGGUCAUUACAGCAUUGGUUUGCCGCAUAAAAAUAAAGAGGUGGUCCUGCCAAAUAACAAAGUAAUGGGUGAACAACAGGCUUUGAACUUGCGCAAGCGAUUCAUGAAGGUCUGUGCCUUUAAGGAAGAUUAUACUGCCUUUAUGGAGGACGUGAUUGCUAAAGAUUAUGCUGAAAAGGUACCUGAGGAAGAUCUUGAGAGACUGGACAGACCGACGCCGACUCCGCCUCCUUUCUUCCGCAAGCCUGAACCUUACUACAGUGGUGCCGAAACCCGGGAGAAAGGAAGGACCGCCUCCAAAAUGCAGAGUCCCCCCUCAGGAUCGCCGUUCGCGGAGGUCAUCAGCUCUCUUGCCGGCCUCCAUCAGGAACAUCAUCAGGCCCUGUUGGUACUGCGAGAAGACCAAGAGAGACGGUUCCAGUCUCUCGUAAAAACCCAACAGGAGGACCGUGAUGCGUUCCGGAGCUGGUUGGGCCAGGAGCAAGGCAGUCCCCUACCAACUGGAUCCCCGACGAUACCGCUGCACAAGAUGGGAGCCCAGGACGAGCCGGAAGCCUUCCUCGAGCUCUUCGAGAGGUCCGCAGAGCUGUCAGGUUGGCAGCAGGACGCAUGGGCUGCCCGUCUCAUCCCGCUCCUGUCCGGAGAAGCCCAGAUGGCCGCCCAGCAACUCCCCAUCGAGAACCUGCUGAGGUAUGCGGACCUCAAAAAGGCUAUUCUCGAGCGAGUGGGUCGGAGUCCUGAGCAGCAUCGGCAGUGGUUCCGGUCUCUGGAGUUCGGGGAUCGGACACAGCCUUUUUCCUUUGCUCACCAGCUCCGGGAUGCCUGCCGCAGAUGGCUGAUGACCGACGCUAGCACCGUCGAGACCAUCAUCGACCAGGUGACGUUGGAGCAGUUUGUGGCGAGGUUACCCAGGAAAACCUCCCAAUGGGUCCAAUGUCACCGCCCGACGAUGCUGGCCCAGGCGAUCCAAUUGGCGGAGGACCAGCUGGUGGCGUGCCCCGGGGCCGGCGUAGCCCUACCAUCGCUCUCUCCCUCUCUCCCUUCUGUCUCUUCUCUCUCUACGAGACCUGUUCCCUUUCCUAGGUCUCGGGGGAAUUUCUACCCGAGGCCCGCGCCGCGAACACGGUUCUCGCAGGAGGCGGGACCUAACGGCGCUGCGAGGUCCCCUGAGGGAUCCUAUCACCGUCCGGGCAACAAUGCCCAUGCCUCUUCCCUUCCUUCAGCCUCUCCUCGCCAAUUCGGGGGUCUGCUUCCUGCCGCUGGGGCGGCGGGGACUCCUGGGCCGGCCUGUUGGCGUUGUGGGGACCCCGGACAUUCUGUCGACCGCUGUCAUAUGAUGGAGGUCGGGAUGAUGAUCCGGGUGCCCGACAACCCUCAGGCUGCCCUCGGUCAGGACGGGUUGUACCAGAUACCUGUGAGUAUAAGGGGGGGUACAUAUCAGGCUUUGGUUGAUUCAGGAUGUAACCAAACCUCAAUCCACCAAAGCCUGAUGCAAUUCGGGGCAAUGGAUACGAGCCGCGGGGUUAAGGUAAGGUGUGUACAUGGGGAUAUCGUGAACUAUCCUUUGGUGCCGCUGACCAUAAAAUUUCGGGGACAAAAACAUAGGAUAGAGGUGGCUGUUAAUGAGCACCUCCGACAUCCGCUAAUUUUGGGGACGAAUUGGCCAUUGUUUUCAAUAUUAAUGGGACAUUUAUGUGCGGAUGUUUCUGGGCAUAACCAAGUGCGGCGGGGAGGAGCGGUCGCUCAGGUCGGAGAAGUUGAACCGGGACCUCUGAUGACAGUUUCAGAGGAACGGAGCCCGGUGGACAGGAGAAACCUCUCUCAGGGCGAUGAUUUUCCUCUGGAACAGUCUCAGGAUGAGACGCUCAAACAUGCGUUUGAACAGGUCCGUACAAUCGACGGACAGCUUCUCCAACCUGCGCAGACCCUAUCCUACCCGUAUUUCGCUAUUUUGAAAGACAGGUUGUAUCGAGUGACCCAGGACACUCAGUCAAAACAAGAUACAACCCAAUUAGUCAUACCCAAAAGCCGCCGUGAAAUGCUUUUCCAGGCGGCUCAUUGUAAUCCGAUGGCAGGGCACCUAGGUCAAGCUGCAACUGUAAAUCGCCUAACGACCCGUUUUUUUUGGCCGGGCAUUCAUGAGAACGUGCGUAGGUGGUGCGCGUCUUGUCCUGAAUGCCAGUUGGUAAACCCACCGGCCACUCCCAGGGCGCCAUUAUGCCCACUUCCACUUAUUCAGGUCCCCUUCGAAAGAAUUGGUAUGGACCUGAUCGGGCCGUUAGAGCGAUCCGCACGAGGGCAUCGAUUUGCAUUGGUCAUCGUUGAUUAUGCAACCCGAUACCCUGAGGCAGUGGCGUUACGCAAUAUCUCAGCAACCAGUGUUGCGGACGCCCUGUUUCGUUUAAUCUCCCGUGUGGGGAUCCCUAAGGAGAUUCUCACAGAUCAAGGCACGGCGUUUAUGUCACGGACACUCCGCGAAUUGUACGGAUUAUUGGGCAUUAAGACGAUUCGAACCAGCGUCUAUCACCCACAAACGGACGGGUUGGUCGAACGUUUUAAUCGCACAUUAAAAUCCAUGAUCCGGAAAUUCGUACACGAAGACGCCAAAAAUUGGGAUAAGUGGCUGGAACCCCUGUUAUUUGCCGUCCGCGAGGUUCCCCAAGCCUCCACGGGGUUUUCCCCCUUUGAGCUUCUCUAUGGUCGUCAACCCCGCGGGGUUUUAGACGUCCUAAGAGAGGCUUGGGAGGACGGACCUUCCGCGAGCAAAAAUCAAAUUCAGUAUGUCCUGGACCUGCGAACAAAACUCCAUACACUGGGGCGGCUCUCUAUGGAGAAUUUGUUACAGGCACAGGAACGACAAAGCCGGCAUUAUAACAGGGGAGCCAGACUACGUAAAUUUUCACCGGGAGAGAAAGUGCUUGUAUUACUCCCCACGUCCAGUUCUAAACUACUCGCCAAGUGGCAAGGGCCGUUUGAGGUCACACGACGAAUAGGAGAUCUCAAUUAUGAGGUAGUACGGUCGGACAGGAGCGGGGCACAUCAAAUUUAUCACCUCAACCUCCUAAAAAAAUGGAGUGAGGCGAACACCGUGAUGCUGGCGACGACAGUAACUAGAGUAGAUGAUCUCGGGCCAGAGACGAACACCAAGGUGCAAUCACUCGCUCUGGCACCAGGCGGAGAUCAUCUCUCGUCCUCCCAGCUCACGGAUGUUGCGAAGUUGCAAACGGAGUUUUCAGAUGUUUUUUCGCCCCUGCCCGGCCGCACGAAUCUCAUAGAGCACCAUAUUGAGACAAUACCGGGUGCCGUAGUACGCAGUCGCCCCUAUAGGUUACCUGAACACAAAAAAAUUGUGGUUCAGAAGGAAUUAGAGGCUAUGCUGGACAUGGGGGUAAUAGAAGAGUCCAAAAGUGACUGGGCGAGCCCGAUAGUUUUAGUACCAAAGACCGACGGCUCGGUCCGGUUCUGUGUGGACUAUCGCAAGGUGAAUGCGGUGUCGAAGUUCGACGCCUAUCCAAUGCCUCGAAUUGACGAAUUACUUGACCGGCUAGGUACGGCUCGUUUUUAUUCGACAUUGGAUCUGACGAAAGGAUAUUGGCAGAUCCCCCUAUCUCCAUUAUCCAAAGAGAAAACAGCCUUUACUACGCCGUUCGGUUUACACCAAUUCGUCACGCUUCCGUUCGGCUUAUUCGGAGCCCCGGCAACAUUUCAGCGUCUCAUGGAUCGUAUCCUCAGACCUCACGCGGCAUAUGCCGCAGCCUAUCUCGAUGACAUCAUCAUAUACAGUAAUGAUUGGCAGCGGCAUAUGCAGCACUUGAGAGCGGUCCUGAGUUCGCUGAGGAGGGCGGGGCUGACGGCUAACCCGAAGAAGUGUGCGGUUGGGCGAGUAGAGGUAAGGUAUCUGGGCUUCCACUUGGGUCACGGGGAGGUGCGUCCCCAAAUUGAUAAGACAGCAGCUAUUGCCACCGCCCCGAGACCCAAGACCAAAAAGGAGGUGAGGCAGUUCCUGGGGCUGGCGGGAUAUUAUAGACGGUUUGUGCCCAAUUAUUCGGACCUCACCAGCCCGCUGACUGACCUCACUAAAAAGGGGGAACCAGAUACCGUCCAAUGGACGGAGCAGUGUCAGCAGGGGUUUACCCAAGUGAAGGCUGCUCUGUGUGGCGGACCGUUAUUGCACGCUCCCGAUUUUUCACUCCCUUUUCUGUUGCAGACUGAUGCUUCGGACAGGGGCGUGGGCGCUGUCCUGUCCCAGGAGAUAGAGGGGGAGGAUCGUCCGGUGCUGUACAUCAGCCGCAAACUGUCACGGGCGGAGAUGAGGUACAGCACCAUAGAGAAGGAGUGUUUGGCGAUCCGCUGGGCGGUCCUCACCCUCCGGUAUUAUCUCCUGGGGAGGGAGUUCACGCUCUGUUCGGACCACGCGCCCCUCCAAUGGCUCCACCGUAUGAAGGACACCAACGCGCGGAUCACUCGUUGGUACCUUGCUUUGCAACCAUUCAAGUUCCAGGUGAUCCACAGGCCGGGGACUCAGAUGGCGGUGGCCGACUUUCUCUCCCGGAGGGGGGGGGACGAGGCUACAGGCCGGAUGGGGCCUCGGCCUGAGUCGGGCGGUGGGGGUAUGUGGAAAGGGGGGCGUGGUCUAGCGCGGUCUGCGGCAGAGGGGCGUGUCGGGAGUAUGACGGUGAGUAAGCAGAUCAACGCUAGAGUGAAAUCACCUGCUUCUUGUUCUAGUAAUUGGCGAGGAGACGCAUUUAAGGCACGACAAAGGAGAAGAGAGGAGAGAGAGAAACCAGGCUGGGAAAGCACACAUCGACGGACCGAGAGAGACAAGCUGUCGAGGAGCGUCCGAGAGAAAAGAAAGAUUCGUCACAACCAGAGAGAUUGUGUUAUUGAGUGAGCGGGUCUACAACCCGGAAGUAUUGUAGUAAAUAAAAACCAAUUCUUACGCUUUCCCAGCGACGCCGACUCCGCCUC
Molecule: messenger RNA, 5036 nt
Organism: Triplophysa dalaica
Lineage: Eukaryota; Metazoa; Chordata; Actinopteri; Cypriniformes; Nemacheilidae
Exons: 2
Coding region: 1-4959 (1652 amino acids)
Biological process (GO): DNA integration
Molecular function (GO): nucleic acid binding; zinc ion binding
Source: RefSeq, a predicted model, not a curated record